Messenger RNA from Cucurbita maxima (winter squash), 1212 nucleotides. RefSeq lists its product as uncharacterized. The record is from RefSeq and is a predicted model, not a curated record. The transcript has 4 exons. Lineage: Eukaryota; Viridiplantae; Streptophyta; Magnoliopsida; Cucurbitales; Cucurbitaceae. Bases 1 to 1212 code for a protein of 403 amino acids.
AUGACAAUAGUCAGUCAGAUGCGUACUUAUGAAGAGAAAAUUUCAAACGAAACAAUUGUUGCAAAGGUGUUGAGAAGCUUGACUCCAAAGUUUGACCAUGUGGUGGCUGCCAUAGAAGAAGCUAAGGAUCUAUCCAUACUCUCCGUUGAUGAAUUGAUGGGCUCGCUUCAGGCCCAUGAGACAAGAAUCAAUAGAGCAUCAGAAAGGAACGAAGAAAAGGUAGAAGUCAUAGAAGAGGAGGAUUUCGCAGCUUCCAUGGUGAUUGUGAUAACAGGGGUAGAUGGAGAAGUGAUGGACAGAGACAAUUCAAUAAACAAAGGAAUGUCAUACAAUGUUACCAUUGCAGAAACAGAUAAUGAAGAAGAAGAAGAAGAAAAGCUGCUUAUGGCGUGCAUGGAUACUAAUCCAAAAAAGGAUGACUUAUGGUUUGUUGAUAGCGGAUGCUCGAACUAUAUGACAGGCACCAAAUCUUUAUUUAAAGAAUUUGAUGAGACGCAAAAAAUUAAGGUGCAACUUGGAAACACAAAAGAGAUGCAAGUUGAGGGAAAAUGUACAGUGAAAGUCGAAAUCAGUCAUGGCAUAUACAACCCCAUCAGUGAAAAGAUUUUAGUUAGAAGGGAUGUAAUAUUUAAUGAAAAUGUGAGUUGGGAUUGGAGUAAAGAACAAGAGCAGCAAAAAAUUACAGUUGAAGUUUCUCCAAAUGAAGAGACAAGGGUAAACUCCAGUGCAUCUCCUAGUGCCUCCACUGCCACGCAGAGUGUGUCAAAUUCAUCAUCUUUAGCAUCACUAAACAGCAAUUCUUCUCUUGAAGAACUUUCAGAUGAAACACCUCCAAGGAAGUAUAAAUGUUUAGCUGACAUAUAUGCAUCAUGUCAAUUUGCUCUUACUCUUUCAGACCCUAUGAAUUAUGAAGAAGCAACUGAAAAAGAAGACGGGAAGAAAGGCAUGGCAGUAGAGAUGCAGUCCGUUAAGAAAGAUGGAACAUGGGAUAUGGUUGACCUACCAAACAAAAAGUUUUAUGGAGAUUUACAAGAAGAGGUUUAUGUAACACCGCCAGAGGGAUUCAUAAAGAAAGACAAAGAAACAAAGGUAUACAAGCUGAGACAGACAUUGUACGGGUUAAAGCAGACAUAUUUACGAAGGUCUUGUCAAAAGAAGAGCUCUGUACUUGACAUCUGCAACUUUAAAUCAAAGGGGAGUGUUGAGAUAUGA